AUGUCCAAAAUAAGGGACAUUGCUAAAAAGCAUCUAAUUUUGUCAUUUUACUGUUAUCCUCCUUCUAGAAUGAUCAUCUCGAUCAUGGUCUUCCAUUUCUCCACUAGUACAGUCGAUACCCUACUUGAUUGUAUGGCUUCCUCACAACUUAACAGUAUCUACCAAAUGAAGAAUUCUCUGCAGAUUUCUCCAUUUCAAGAAACAAUCACUUUAUUUCUUGUCAGAAAUUCGCAAUUGUGUAUGCAAGAAGUAUUUCGUUUGUUGAUUGUAAUAAAUUGACUAUGAAUCCAACUUCUCUUAAAAAUAUCAUCCACCUGGUGAAAUACAAAUAGACACAAUGAAUCCGAAGGCUAAACUUCUAGGACAAAGCUUCGCGGAUAAGCAUGCAAGCUCUUCCCUUUCGGAUAAGCAUGGCACUACAAAAGAAAAGAAAUCUAGACGAGGAUGGUUGACUGAACCGACCCCACACCAGUAUCCUAAUGGAGCAGAAGCGUGUCUCGUGUACAAGUGCCGGAACACACUAUCAUCUUCUACAUUCGAAAUUAAAUAAGUACCUAUUAUCAAAAUAGAACAAAUGAAGGCUGAAGAGGACGUUGAAAAGGAAGCACUUGAACUUGAUGAACCGGAAUUCGCAAGAUUAUUACUAGACGAUGGAAAAAUGAUUUAGAUUUUUAGAUUUUGAACUAUUCAUCACUCGAAGAGUCAUCUUUCUCCUGUCUCUUCUGCAGUGAUGUGGUCUUCUCUCUUGGACACCCCGGAAGCGAGUGCAGAUUGCCGGUAUUUAUUCUAGCAUGAAAACGGAGGAGUUUAAUGAAUAUGAUUCAUAGCGUAACUUCAUUGUAUCUAUUUGUACAAGAUUUUUCACAACGACGUAACCACUCUGUCAUCUUCGAGCAGGCAGGGGAUGUACUAGCAAUGCAGAGGCGGGAGGUGCUUUGGCUUGCAGAGACUAUGCACAGACAUGAUAAGGAAAUCUUGGUAAUUGUAAUUUAGUUUAAAUUUUGAAGUUGAAGUGCCGCAAGAGCAGCCUGCAGCUUUUG
This is a messenger RNA of Amoebophrya sp. A25, 1040 nucleotides long. NCBI's taxonomy places the organism in Eukaryota, Dinophyceae, Syndiniales, Amoebophryaceae. The record is from the annotation of a GenBank genome assembly.